AUGCUACUUCACAAUCUCUUCAGCAAUUUAAGCAUUAUUCAUCACAAUAAAGAGGAGAGCGACUAUGCUCAUGUUCCCAAUUACACACCCACUAUACUGACAAAGAUUGAAGGCGAUCAUCAACAUCACCACCAUCAUCAUGUGUAUCAUUUGCAUCGCAGUGAAUCGCAUGCUCUUUCGGUUUGCUCGUCUUGCUGUCCACAGAAUGAAGACAAUAGCAUUUUUGUCGCUGAGCCAGGUACAGAGAGAAGAGGCGUAUUUAGAACAAACGAGCCAAUCUGGGUCUGUACUGUUAAUGCUGCUCCUCAGCACAAAUCAGAUGCCAAUGGUAAUGGUCUCAUCAUUCUCGAUGACCAAAGCCAAAAAACACUAGAAACUGUUUACAAGAAAAAGAAAUUGACAUGUCAACUAGCUGAGGACUCUACCACUGGUUUGUGUAAUGUGAAUUUAGUCUACGGUGAUGCAGAUGCCAGCACCACCACCAUUGACUCCACUGCCGACUCAACCGCAUCAAAAGACCCAUCCUUGAAGUCCAUCCGACAGCUAAAUUAUGACAUUGACAUUAAACGAAUGACAACUCCUGUUUGGUGGUUUGAGAAGAAAGGCCUCGGUCCUAGAAAGGAAUUCGGCCGGUUUGACUGGAGAAAUCAAAUACGUUUAGAGGCCUAUGACGACGAUAACGCUACGCUAGCAUUGACAGACGGCUCGUUUGCAGAACCAUUCACUGUUGCCUUGAGUCAAGCCAAGCAUAAAGAUGAACAGGAAUGGCAGGGAUUCAUGUAUUUGAAUACGGUACCUCGGCAGAGUAAUGGCAAUGAUGAAUACGACGAAUCCGAUGAUGAAUAUUACGAUCUCAACAUCCAAGGAAGAGACAACUUUCCCAAUUUCAACACUUUCAAAGACAAACAAGAUCAAGAAGAGCUUAGACAAGAAGAGACCUAUCGUAAAGCACAUAUCAAUAAACAGGUUUAG
Mucor velutinosus is the source of this 972-nucleotide messenger RNA. It is a transcript of the gene APC1, whose product is annotated as Anaphase-promoting complex subunit 1. Lineage: Eukaryota; Fungi; Mucoromycota; Mucoromycetes; Mucorales; Mucoraceae. Bases 1 to 972 code for a protein of 323 amino acids. The transcript has a single exon. The record is from RefSeq and is a predicted model, not a curated record.